CUUAGUCUGUGGUAAAAGGGUGAGUGAACUGCCUCAUUGUUAUUUAUUGCAUUUGACUCUAAUAAUACAUUAAUUAGCCGUUUUACGGGUACAGUGAGUGCAAUAACAUACAUAACAGGUCGUGACAGCCAUGCCGAUGUGAGUAAUAUCAAAGGUGUGGCGCGUCGGUCUGGGGCGUUGUUUCUUAGUGUAACAGUGACGUUUGGUGUUACGAAAAAUAUUCCUACUAUCAAGACGCAAGAUGACCGAAUACAAGCUAGUGGUGGUAGGGGCUGGUGGCGUUGGUAAAUCAGCAUUAACUAUACAGCUGAUUCAGAAUCAUUUCGUGGACGAAUACGACCCUACAAUUGAGGAUUCGUAUAGGAAACAAGUGGUGAUAGAUGGAGAGACGUGCCUCCUGGAUAUAUUGGACACGGCAGGUCAAGAGGAGUACUCCGCGAUGAGAGACCAGUACAUGCGAACUGGGGAAGGAUUCUUGUUGGUAUUCGCGGUGAACAGUGCAAAGAGUUUCGAGGACAUUGGCUCGUACAGGGAGCAGAUCAAGCGAGUUAAAGACGCAGAGGAAGUGCCAAUGGUGUUAGUAGGUAACAAGUGCGACCUUCAGGCAUGGGCCGUCGACAUGACGCAGGCGCGCGAGGUGGCGCGGAGUUACGGUGUACCGUUCGUAGAAACGUCAGCGAAAACCCGUAUGGGGGUAGACGAUGCCUUCUAUACGCUAGUUCGAGAAAUCCGCAAAGACAAGGAAAGCCGCGGAAAGAAGUAUAGGAGAGGGAACAAACUAGGCACCCGGCGUCCCUUUAAAUGUACACUUAUUUAAAUAUAAGAUAAGUUUUAUGGAUAUUUCUAAUUUGACUUCGAGACUUUGGAGCUUCCCUUUUCAUAGCUCCCUUAUCAAAUGUUGAUAAUUAAAAAAAAAUUAUAUACAGAAUGGUCUUGUUUA
Molecule: messenger RNA, 940 nt
Organism: Melitaea cinxia (Glanville fritillary)
Lineage: Eukaryota; Metazoa; Arthropoda; Insecta; Lepidoptera; Nymphalidae
Gene: Ras85D
Product: GTPase HRas
Exons: 2
Coding region: 242-817 (191 amino acids)
Biological process (GO): Ras protein signal transduction; epidermal growth factor receptor signaling pathway
Cellular component (GO): plasma membrane
Molecular function (GO): GTP binding; GTPase activity; GDP binding
Source: RefSeq, a predicted model, not a curated record